AUGAAAAGAAUCAAAACAAACACAGUGUAUAAUAAUGUAUUGAAAUCGGACGUCAAUGGAUACGGGAAAAAUGCUAAUUUAUAUAAUGCCAAUAAAUAUGAACUUUUGAAAUAUGAAAUGGAAAAGAUGAAUAAUAAUAUGGAACAGUUAAACAAUACAUUAAAAACGAUCAUAGUUGAGAUAUUAAAUGAGAAAAGUAUUAAUGAUACAUCGAUGAAUUCGGCUAUAGCCGCUUUGGAAAGGUAUCAAAAUCUCAAGUUGGAACAAAAUACACAAAAUGGAGAAUCUUACAAAGAAAAUCUAGAUACAACAGCUAAGGAAUUGAAAAAUAUCCUCAUCGAAAACAAAUAUCUUCAAAAACGUUUGAAAGAUUCAAAUAUUGCAAUAGUAAACGCAAAUGAAAAAAUUAUGGUCUUAUCAGAAAAAUCUGAUAACGAAUAUAAUAAAAAAUUAAAUGAAAUAGAAGAAGAACGUUUAGAAUGGAAUGACUAUCAAAUGCAAAUGGAAAAUAUAAUCAUCGAAGGUUAUAAAGCACUAAGCCGCAAAGAUGAAUAUAUCAAGCAUCAAGAUUUCAUUACAGACAAUUUAAGGCAAGAAAAACUUGAUUUGGAAACACGAUUGAAUAAGCCAGUAUUAGAAUUAAAAUCGCAUCAAUCGGAAGAAAUAGAAAAUUAUCAAAAUAAAAUAAGAAAACUUUCUGCAAUCAUCGCUGGUAUGAAGAGAACAUUAGUAUCAACCAAAGAGUCACACAAUAUAGCGAUAUCGGAAAUGAGGGGUCAUCUUAAAGAACUGAACACCUUAAUAGCUACGAAAAACGAUUUGAUUAACCAGCAAAAUAUAACAUUAAACUUAAUGAGAUAG
Messenger RNA from Rhopalosiphum padi (bird cherry-oat aphid), 861 nucleotides. RefSeq names its product RING finger protein PFF0165c-like. The transcript is spliced from 4 exons. The coding region runs from base 1 to 861 and encodes 286 amino acids. NCBI's taxonomy places the organism in Eukaryota, Metazoa, Arthropoda, Insecta, Hemiptera, Aphididae. The record is from RefSeq and is a predicted model, not a curated record.